Molecule: messenger RNA, 2895 nt
Organism: Aplysia californica (California sea hare)
Lineage: Eukaryota; Metazoa; Mollusca; Gastropoda; Aplysiida; Aplysiidae
Product: heat shock 70 kDa protein 14
Exons: 14
Coding region: 38-1552 (504 amino acids)
Biological process (GO): cellular response to unfolded protein; protein refolding
Cellular component (GO): cytoplasm; ribosome
Molecular function (GO): ATP-dependent protein folding chaperone; ATP hydrolysis activity; heat shock protein binding
Source: RefSeq, a predicted model, not a curated record
UCAGCAAUCAGCAACAACUGCUCAACCAACAAGCAAAAUGGCUGCGUUUGGGCUUCACUUCGGCACGUGUUCUGGUUGUGUUGCUGUUUAUAGGGAUGGUAGAACAGAUGUGGUAGCAAAUGACUUAGGAGAUCGUGUGACCCCUGCUGUUGUGGCAUUUACUGACCACGAAGCUUCUGUUGGAGCAGCAGCAAAGCAGGGAAUCAUCCGGAAUGCUAAUAACACUGUGUCACACGUUAAACGAUUGAUCGGCUGCAAAAUGGGUGAUGCAGCGGUGAAGGAAUACAAGGAGAUAUCAAGUGUGACUGUGGUGGACCAAGGGGGAAGCCCAGCAUUUGAAGUGGAGCACAAAGGCCGAACUGUGAGGUACAUGCCCACAGACAUCAUGGAAAUGAUUUACUCAAAACUGCUUGAAACUGCCCAAAGCCACGGAGGAAGUGGCAUCCAGGACGCUGUGCUUGCUGUGCCACCAGAGUUCUCUGAUACUCAAAGGGCCAUUGUCAGUGCAUUAGCCAAGAAAGCAGGCUUCAACAUUUUACGAGUAAUCAACGAACCAUCAGCAGCCAUGUUGGCGUUUGAUGUAGGACAACUGGACCAGACAGAACGCUUUAAAACAGUGGUGUAUCGGUUGGGUGGCACAUCCCACGAGGCAACUGUCAUGGAAGUUGAACACGGGAUGUUCCGCUGUGUGUCCACGAUAUCUGAUAGCCAGUUUGGAGCCAACAUGUUCACCAAAGUUCUUCAAGAUUUUCUUGCAACAGAAUUUAAAAGACAAUUCCGCAGUGACCUACGUGAAAACAAGCGUGCUGUUACCAAACUUGGUCUGGCUGCAGAACGCUGUAAACACUCGCUGACCACAAUGAUCCACGCUCAGUGCGCUGUGGAUUCGCUCUAUGAUGGCUGUGACUUCCAUUACACCAUGUCAAGGGCGCGGUUUGACAGUCUGUGUCUGCCUUUGAUAUCCAAGUGUACUCAGCUGAUUGACCAGGCCUUGGCUCAGGCUGGAUGUGGAAAGGAAGAUAUCUCUAAGGUGAUCAUCUGUGGGGGUGGGGCCAAGACUCCUUUGGUGAAGAAAGUUGUUGGAGAUUAUUUCUCCUCAUCCACCAUUCUGAACAAUAUUCCUGAGGAUGAGAUCAUCGCUCUUGGUGCAGCAAAAGAGGCUGCCUUGUUAGUGGGAGAUGGCAGUGAGAAUGUUUCAGUGGACCAGCAGUCCAAGGUCAUGUUCAAGUUCUUACCAAAGUCUGUGUGCCUCAAGCUGAGUGCUGAGGAGCUGGAGGUAGUCCUUCCUCAGCACGCGUUGGCCCCAGCUCGCAGACAGCACACCCUCACUCUGCCAGCAGCACAGACGUGCGCAUCAAUGGAGAUCUUCCAGGCAGAUGAGCCAGCUACACUGGAGACUGCCCAGCUUCUUGCUAAGCUGGUACUCCGUGAUUUACCUCCAGGCUCCACUAUCAAGUCCAAUUUCCACCUGAAAAGGGAAGGCGACCUGCACAUAACCUGUCAUGAGGUGACGUCGGACAAGUCAGAGAGUGUCACCAUCCCCUGCCAUUGACACAUGCUGUAUGCUAGUGAUGCUCAUCUAUUAUGUCUGUCCUCAAAACAAAUGUUUUGCUUUAUUCUUCACUGCUACUAUUUUUAUCUUCUGAUGUCACUUCCCUGCCGCAUAUCCUUAUUUUGGACUUAUCAAUUGAACUAAGAACAGCAGCAAAAUGUGCAGUGAGCUAUUUGGGAUGGCAUUAUACUGCCAUACAGGUUGUGUUCACUCUUUGGAAACAUCAUCAGCUUUUGUUGAGAGGGCUAUGAAAUCCGAUAAUAUAGGUUUUCACUCAUUGUCACAAAAAUACUGACAAUUCCUCUGGAUUCACUGACAUCAAAAAGUGUUAUCACAGAUCACCACUUCUUAUCUUCAGUUAAAUUUAUGGGACUAUUUUGAAGUCUUUUUCCUUACAAAUUGAAGGCUUGCUCACAUGAUUUUAUGCUGUACUGUUUAUUCCAAUUUACUCUCUCAGUCCGCAGGGACUGUACAAUCGUGCAGCCCGUAAGCAAUUAACGGCUAUCAUUUAGAUUUUAUGUCUUUGUCCAGAGUUCAUUUGCUGGAUUAACAGACAAAUAAGCUAAAUUACCUUUUCAAAGGAUGCAGUAUUGUAACCAGGUCUGCAGGAAACCAAACACCUGAUCCUAUGAUUAUGAGUUUGAUGCCUCAACCACGAGACUAAGACAUCAAAAAGUGGUCAACUAUUUUUAUGGAUAUAAAUUUUGUUGCUUUUGCACUCAGUGCCUGUGUUUGUGUUUCCAAUUUGGGGACCCCAAUGUAAUUUUCUACAGUCAGUAGUUGAAAAUUUCGUUUGAGCUUUCUGCAUGUUGGACAUGUCCUUGACAAUCUAAACCCUUACCACCCUUUUUAUUUCUUGAAAGUUCAUUUUAUCAAAUCAUGAGUCAUAGCUUUGUGGCAUUAUUAAGCAGUUUUUGUUGUAUGAGUGAAUCAUAAGACAUAAUGGGAAAGUCAAAAGCCUGUCAUAUUGAAAAGAUAAUAUGACUGUAUUGUGAGCUGGCUGCGCUUGGUCGGAGCAUGAGUGUGUUGAACAGUGUGUGUCUGACCUUGUGAUGAACAAUUUGGGAGUCGUAAAACCAUGGUGUGAUCGUGAAGCAGUCUAUUACUCUUAUCUAAGAUAGGAUACAUUUUGAGGUGUUGAAGAUUUUGUAUUUUCUCAUCAAUGGUCAUGAAGUUUUAUAAUGCGUUAUCACACAAUGUCUGAGACGUACUGUUCAGUUUUCUCAUUGACAAGGUUUGUAUUUUAUCAUCACAGCAUUGAUAUUUUGAUGUUUAAAAUGUGUAAAUAUGCUUGUAAGUGCAUUCUCUCCCAACAUGUGUAAAUAAAUGGUUUUUGAAAGUUU